Messenger RNA from Arachis ipaensis, 1921 nucleotides. NCBI's taxonomy places the organism in Eukaryota, Viridiplantae, Streptophyta, Magnoliopsida, Fabales, Fabaceae. The record is from RefSeq and is a predicted model, not a curated record.
CAUGUUGAACAACAUAAAUAACAGUAGCCAUUCAUGGCUGUGGUUUGUGGCGAGGCACUACUCUAGGAUUCGUCCUCCAAAGCCUGUCCCUGUUGAAUCAGUGAUCAGGGUGUCCAACAACGUUGCUCGUUUGGGUUCUCGGAAAGAAGGCCCGAAGCCGAGGCAGCUACUGUCUUUGCCACCUUUUCCUGGUCACCCUUUGCCCGGAAGGAACUCAAAUGAAAGUUUUCAAGAUGGGCAGCAACAUGAUGGUUAUGUCACUGCUGUUAAUUGGAUCAAGUAUUACUUCAAGGGCAUAUUGGGUUCUGUCAUUGAGUCUCAUUUCAGGGAGGGUCUUGUCCAAAUGGAGGACCCAAUUUCUGACAAUAAUUUAUCUCAGAAUGAAGAGCCAAGGAGACCCUUGCGAAAGAUUAGACCUAAUGAAGUAAUGAAGCAAGGGGCAAGAAUUCAUAUCCCUGUGUCAAUUGCCGAGGCUAGAAUUUCCAAAAGAUAUGAUGCUAUACCAAGUGGAACACUAUAUCCCAAUGCUGAUGAAAUUAAGUAUCUGCAAAGGCUUGUCAUUUAUAAGGACUUGGCUAUCAUGGUGCUAAAUAAACCCCCAAAAUUGCCGGUUAAGGGGAAUCUGCCAGUUCAUAACAGCAUGGAUGCAUUAGCAGCUGCAGCACUAUCCUAUGAUUAUGAUGAGGGUCCUAAACUGGUCCACCGUCUUGACAGGGAGACCAGUGGCAUCAUUUUAUUUGGCAGAAAAGAAGAAAGUGUGUCUCACCUGCAGUGGCUGUUCAGUAACAUAAACAAUGCAAAAUCUUCUAGUAAGGUUUGGAAUGAUGCAUGUGAAUCUACAUAUCAGAGGUAUUGGGCACUAGUCAUAGGGACUCCCAAGGAGAAGGAAGGUGUAAUUUGUGCUCCCCUUAGAAAGGUGCUCUUGGAUGAUGGGAAGACAGAGAGGGUCGUAUUAGCUCACCAUUCAAGUAUGGAACCGCGCCAAGAGGCUGUAACUGAAUAUCGAGUCCUUGGUCCAAAGAUAAAUGGAUGCUCCUGGGUGGAGCUGCGACCACUUACGUACCGGAAGCAUCAGUUGCGUGUCCAUUGUGCUGAAGCACUUGGCACUCCGAUAGUGGGCGACUACAAGUAUGGUUGGUUUGUACACAGUCGUUGGAAACAAAUGCCCCGAGUUGAUGUCGAGCCAACGACUGGAAAACCAUACAAGAUGAGGAGACCAGAAGGCCUAGAUGUUCAGAAGGGAAGUGUAUUAUCCAAGGUCCCCCUAUUGCAUCUUCACUGCAGAGAACUUGUACUUCCCAACAUAGCUAAGUUUCUUCGUGUUUUCAAUAAGAGUUCAGAAGAACUGCCUCGUUCGCUUAGCGCAGAACCUGAUGUUCUUCGCUUUGUGGCAACAAUGCCAUCGCAUAUGAAAAUUAGUUGGAAUCUUAUGUCAUCAUAUUUAGUCUGAUAAGAGUGCAAGAUGGAAUUGAUUAACUCAUGAGUGAUGUUAUUUGAACAUACAAAGUGGACAUCCAUAGAAAGAGAAAGGCUUGUUCUUCAAUCUUCACUUUGUGGCAACAAUGCAUUCGCACGAGUAUAGUUCGGAAACUUACGAUGGUUAUGGUUCGAAUCUCAGGCUGAUUGGCCUAGAUAUCUACUAUGAUAUCCUUUUUCAAUGCUCAAAUAACAUCACUAUUCUUAAAUUAUCAAGUGAGAAGUCAACUAGCAUUUUUGGACUGGAGCAUCACUGUGACCAAAACCACCUUUAGGCUGAAAAAAGGAACUUAACCAUCUUUGUUGGACCCAAAAUAAUAUCGCAUUUCGGCAUAGUAAUUGUCCUUUUAUUGCUAUACACUACUUUUGAUUGGUAAUAUUGGAUUUGAUCUCUCGUGUUAGUGUUAUAUCUUAUAAAAUUUAAUGGUAAUGUGUUUGUCAGAUA